Cyphomyrmex costatus is the source of this 2884-nucleotide messenger RNA. Its product is annotated as pantothenate kinase 4. Gene Ontology annotation, biological process: coenzyme A biosynthetic process. The coding region runs from base 321 to 2732 and encodes 803 amino acids. The record is from RefSeq and is a predicted model, not a curated record. The transcript is spliced from 13 exons. Gene Ontology annotation, cellular component: nucleus; cytosol. Lineage: Eukaryota; Metazoa; Arthropoda; Insecta; Hymenoptera; Formicidae. Gene Ontology annotation, molecular function: pantothenate kinase activity; ATP binding.
UGUAGUGUCAAGUGAACCGCACCCUAAAUAGAUCUCGUUGCGCCACACUGUAGUAGAGAGAAAGAGAGAGAAAGAAAGAAAGAGAGAAAAAAAGAAAAACACGAAAACCCCUUCCCUUGAAGGGAUCUUUUAUUUUUCCCCCUUGAAUCGGGAAUUUACGUCGGCGAUGUACUGCAUUGGAGACUACUUAUCUGGCACCUGAUUAUCGUGAUCGUGAUGCAAACACGUUCGCCAAUCUGUCAGUCGCAUUAAAUGCCCGUGGAGGUACCGCGAAGUCACAGUCGUGAGAGAAACCGUACAAAUCAUUCGUAGACCUGGGGAUGGCAGCGGAGAACGACAGCGACGAACGAUCGCAUCCACGAUGCAUCAAAUUACCACCCGCUGUCGAGGUGUUCGCCAAUUUGAAGAAUGCGCAGACCUUCGCCAUAGACAUCGGAUUAUCAUUAACCAAAAUUGCUUAUUAUUCAACAAUUAGUUAUCGCAAAGCACUUUAUGAGGAUGCAGAAGGUUUAGGGAACAGUGGAGAACUAGCAUACAAGGUAUUUGAGGGUAAUAGACUACAUUUUGUUAAGUUUGAGACAAGAUAUAUCGAGAACUGCUUAGACUUUGUCAAAAAGAAUUUAGUGGAUGUUGAACGAUUUCAUGGAAAAAGUAUUAAAGUUACUGGAGGUGGAGCAUUCAAGUAUACCCCAUUGCUGCAAGAUAAAUUAGGAUUAUUAGUUGACAAAAAAGACGAGAUAGACUGUCUGAUAAAGGGUUGUAAUUUCUUGCUCAAAAAUAUACCAUGUGAAGCAUUUGAAUAUCACCGACAUGCGAAUCCAGAGUAUAAGUUUCAAAAAGCUGGACCUAAUAUAUUUCCGUAUUUGUUGGUUAACGUUGGCAGUGGCGUCAGUAUUCUUAAAGUAGAAUCAGAUGAAAUAUUUGAAAGAGUCGGAGGUACAGCCACAGGAGGAGGUACAUUUUGGGGUUUGGGAUCAUUACUUACGAAAAGAAAGGACUUUGAUGAAUUGCUGCAACUUGCAGAACGAGGAGAUCACCGUAAUGUAGAUAUGUUAGUGAAAGAUAUUUAUGGGGGCGAUUAUUCCUCCCAAGGUUUAUCUGGAGAGCUUAUUGCAUCAUCUUUUGGCAAAGCGGUGGCUUGUGGACAGCCAAAAUUUUCUGAAGCUGAUCUUGCAAGAAGUUUACUGUUCACCAUCAGCAAUGAUAUUGGACACAUAGCUAGUUUGUAUGCAACCGUUUACAACAUGGACAGGGUUUACUUUGGUGGUUAUUUCCUUCGUAAUCAUCCAUUAUCAAUGCAUACUAUCUCAUAUUCUAUCAAAUAUUGGUCUCAUGAUAAGGUAACCCCUCUCUUUCUUCGUCAUGAAGGUUAUCUUGGUGCGAUUGGAGCAUAUUUGUAUAGUACCGAACAAAAAGAUAAAUGCAGUUGGUUAGAAAAUUAUGCCGGGUCAUCCAGUUUUAAAGAUUCUGUGUCAACCGAUCUCGGAAUUAAAGUCGAUCAAUUAGAAAUUGACCAAGCGGAAUAUGCGGUUACAUUCUGCCCGUUAUUGAAAGAUCCCGUGUCUUACAAUCCGGACACUACAGAUCUCGCUCAGGAUAAAGAGGCAAGAGAUUAUUGGCUGCAAUGUUUUGAAGAAUCUGUGGAUAAAUUUGUAUCGAGAGCUAUUCAUAGUCAACCACUCAGUCCAACAGCAAAAGACAGAGGAUUAAAACUAAAAGAGAAAUACAUAAACAGAUUACACUAUCUUCAUGCGCAGCCGUUUGCAUAUGGGGCACUUACGGUUAGAAUAUUAUUGGACACCAUCGAGCAUUGCAUGAAAGAAUUCGAUUUUCCAGAUCCGUACCUACAUCAAAAAAGAAAGGAGAACGAAGAAGCGUUAAGAUAUCUACAUGAACGUAUAACUGUUAUAGAUAAGUUAGAAGGUGUAGAAAAGAUAAAAGCUUUGAUUCUUGGUGUUCUCAGUGGUAAUAUAUUUGAUUGGGGUGCAAAAGAUGUUGCAAAGCUAUUAGAAACCAAUGAUUUUGGUUUUGAAGAAGCUCAAGCGAAAAUUCCAGGCAGACCAUGGCUAGAGGAUAAUUUAGAUGAUUGGAUACACAGAUUACAGAAUGGACCACCUCACAAAUGUGCAGCCAUCUUUAUCGAUAAUAGUGGCGUAGAUAUAAUUCUUGGAAUUCUGCCAUUUGCACGAGAUUUAUUGCAACGAGGAACUAAAGUAAUAUUGUGUGCUAAUUCUAUGCCAGCUUUGAAUGAUGUAACAUAUCCUGAAUUAGUCGUCACAUUACGGGACGCCGCGAAAAUCUGUAAUGUUAUCAAACAAGCGCUGGAAGACAAUACUCUCAUAGCUAUGGAAACUGCGCAAGCAGGUCCUUGUUUGGAUCUCAGUCGUCUGAAUUUGGAUUUAUGUCUUGCAAUGGUCGAGCAUAAUGUGGAUCUUGUAGUCAUUGAGGGAAUGGGUAGAACUUUACAUACGAAUUUUCACGCUAAAAUGAAAUGCGAAUGUCUGAAAUUAGCAGUUAUAAAGAAUCGUUGGCUGGCGCUUCGUUUAGGUGGCGAUAUGUAUGCUGUGAUAUGCAAAUAUGAACAACCAUCGCCAAAAACUAAAAUUUAUGAUAUUGAAAUAAAAUCAGAGGCGAUAAAAGACGGUUGUCCGUCAAAAUGUACAGGAGAGACAACAGAACUAUGUAAAUGUGACAACUCUAGCGAUAGAAAUACAAGCAAAGUAUCAGUAUAAAACAAGCAAUACAAUUAUUUCUGUAUAGACUAAACAAUAUAAUUAAAUUUACAACCAUUUGCCUUCCGAAAAAGAGAAAACUUAAAGACAGAGUUACGCGCAAAUACGCUUAAAUUUUAGAAGUGUGAUCGAGUCUACACUAGUGUUAAGAA